Messenger RNA from Aricia agestis (brown argus), 2310 nucleotides. RefSeq names its product glucose dehydrogenase [FAD, quinone]-like. Lineage: Eukaryota; Metazoa; Arthropoda; Insecta; Lepidoptera; Lycaenidae. The record is from RefSeq and is a predicted model, not a curated record. The transcript has 6 exons. The coding region runs from base 136 to 2154 and encodes 672 amino acids. Gene Ontology annotation, molecular function: flavin adenine dinucleotide binding; oxidoreductase activity, acting on CH-OH group of donors.
UCUCCAGUCUCCACGACACCAGCCGGCGGUAGUCACUCCGCUGACACGCACCGCUGACGCCGCCCGUCACCAUCGCUUCUGGAGGAGCUAUCCGCACCCUACAUCGAGAGUUACUGCACAGUUCAUGUUGCAAUCAUGAAGAUAUUGUAUCUACUGACGCUGCUGUGUGCGUUGACGGCGGCGCACGACGAUGACGACGUUAUAGAUAUCGAAGGGAACGAGGUUGAGGAUUUCCGGCAGGCGCGGGUCCUGUGGCCCUCCCCCGACACCGCCAGGGCCAGGGGCAAGAAGGCGCGCUACAUCUCCUGGGGCCCGCCCAGCCAGAUCAUGGACUUCAUGCUGCACAAGGGGCCGCAGAACAACGCGCCCUCCGGCAGCCCGAGCGCCGACGACCCCUUCGACUUCCUAAGAGACUCCUACCCGCUGCCUAAAGGUCUGACGGAGCCGCUGGAGGAGUACGAGUACGUGGUCGUGGGCGGGGGCACGGCGGGCGCGGCUCUGGCGGCGCGGCUGUCGCGGCGGGCGGCGGUGCUGCUGCUGGAGGCGGGCCGGCCGGAGCUGCUGCUGUCCGACGUGCCCUACCUCGCCCCCUACCUCCACGACACCGACCUCGUCCAGCCCUACACCCUGGAGCACCAGCCCGGCGUCUGUCUCGGCAGCGAGGGUCAGCGGUGCUUCGCGGGUCGAGGGCGCGCGCUGGGCGGACACUCCGUCGUGAACGGCAUGAUCUACGCGCGCGGUCGCCCGCAGGACUGGGACCGGCUUGCCCAGGAUGGCAACUACGGAUGGUCGUACAGCGAGAUGCUGCCGUACUUCAUGCGGUCGGAGCGGUCGGAGCUGCGCAAGUACCGCAACGCCACCUACCGCGGCCGCGACGGCGAGCUGACUGUGGAAAAUGUACCCUUCAAGACGGGUCUGGUAGAGGCGUUUCUGGCGGCGGGUCGCGAGCAGGGCAGCCCCACCGUGGACUACAACGCGGGCGAACAGCUCGGCUUCGGCUACGUGCAGACCAUCAGCCGCCGCGGCCACCGCCUCAGCACCGCCAAGGCCUUCCUGCACCCCAACAAGCGGCGCCGCAACCUGCACAUCCUCACCGAGGCCCGCGCCACCAGGGUGCUCGUCGAGCCCACCACCGGCCGCGCCUACGCCGUCGAGUACGUGAGGAACAACGUCAAGCACACCGCGCGGUUCCGGCGCGAGGCCGUGCUGACCGCCGGCCCCGUCGGCUCCGCGCAGCUGCUGCUGCUGUCCGGCAUCGGGCCGGCCGCGGACCUCGCCAAACUCGGCAUCCCCGUGGUCGCCGACGUGCCGGUCGGCCGCACGCUGUACGACCACGUCGCCUUCCCCGGCGUCGUGUUCCGCCUCGACAGCACCAACGCGAGCCUGCUAGAGCCCAAGGUGGCCACGCUUCCCAACCUUGUCCAGUGGCUGCAGUUCGGUGACGGCCUGCUCGCGACGCCCGGCCUGGUCGAGGCCCUCGGGUACGUCAAGACAACGUCGGAGGAACCGGAGUCGGUCCCGGACGUGGAGCUGAUCAGCCUGGGCGGGUCGCUCGCCUCGGACUCGGGCAACGCGAUGCGGCGGAGCUGGCGCAUUGCGGACAAGACGUACUACCCCGCGUUCGGGUCGCUGAGCGGCGCGGACACGUGGCAGGCGAUCCCCGUGCUGCUACACCCGCGAUCGCGCGGCUACCUCGAGCUGCGCGACGCGAACCCGUUCUCGGCGCCGAAGCUGCACGGCAACCUGCUGACGGACCCGCGGGACCUGGCAACGCUGCGGGAGGCGGUGCGGCGGGUCGUCUCGCUGGGCGAGGCGGCGCCGUUCCGCAAGUACGGCGCGCGGCUGCACCUCCCGCCGCUGCCGCAGUGCGCCGCGCUCGCGCCGGGCUCGGACGCGUACUGGGAGUGCGCGAUCCGCACGCUGGUAGUGUCGAUGCGGCGGCAGGUGGGCCCGUGCCGCAUGGGGCCGGUGGGCGACGCCGAGGCGGUGGUGGACCCCGAGCUGCGCGUGCGCGGGGUGGGAGGGUUGCGCGUUGCGGACGUCGGCGUGCUGCCGCGCCCGCUGUCCGCCGACCCCACCGCCGCCGUCGUCGCUAUUGCCGAGCGCGCCGCCGACCUGCUCGCCGCCACCUGGGGCGACGUCGCGGCGCGGUGAAACAGAACGUCGUAUCGAGUCAUUUUCAACUGCCAGAAGCUUUUAAAUUUAGUAUGAUUUAGUAGUAAUGUUAAGGGGAGCGUCGAGCGAUAUUUUUAACUCAUCUCACCGCGAUGACGGGGUGAACGUGUUGUUUAAAUAAAAGUUUUGCUCGAG